AUGUCUCCUCCGAAAUCCUCGUCGGGUAAAACCGUGAAACCCCUGAUUCCGGGCGUUUACGGCCCUCACCCACCGUCAAUUCUCUCGGCGGAGAAUAUAGCCGAAUUUAGGGGGUCCACCGGGAUUUCAUCGGAGAUUGAAAUUAAAUUCCCGGGGGCUCACGAAUCUCCGGAAAAUCCUCCCCCAGGGUAUUGCUGCGCGUUUGAGAUAUUCUUCUCUGCGUGCGGUCUGUCGUUUCCUCUCCCCGAACUCAUCGUGAAGAUGAUGUUCGAACUGGGUUUCGCUCUCCCCCAGAUGUGCCCAAACUUCGUCCGCAUCGUCAUGUGUCUUCAAACUCUGGGGGAAGAGUUCAACUACAAACUGUCCCUAGCCGACUUUCUUCAAGUAUACACGGUGAAGACUGGUCGGACUAAGGGGACACUCUAUGUAAGCCCGCUUUCCGGACUGAAGGUCUUUGACGACCUUCCCGAGAAGGAUGAGAAGUGGCGGAAGUCGUAUUUUUUCUUCCCGGUCAACGAGCUCACCUUCGGCCACCUCGCAAAUCACUUCGAGCGCGGACUGCUUUGCCCUACAUUCGUAGAGUUUUUCUCGAGGUUUUGCAGCCAGGGUCAGAUUGCCUGGGACUCCUUUUCGUGCGAAAGGAUUAGAGAAUCCACAGUGCGGCUUAGGAGUCGUUCCCUCGUUUGCUCCGACCCUAUAAGCACUUCGGAGAUGAAUUACAGAGAGGAACGGGCUUGCCGACUCGCCGAAAAGGAGGCGAAGUUGAAUAUGGCGGCAGCGCUCGCCGAGGGCAAAGCUCGUCUUCCUAAGAAGUCAGGCCCCUCUUCUCCUGAGGUAGACGGGACUUCGUUACCCCCCACUGAUUCUUCCGAGCCGCUUACGGGGGCCUCCGAACCUCAGCCCAGCUCGCCCGAGCCCGCAGUAAUUAUUGUAGCUGACUCCAGUGACGAGCCGCGGGAGGUUAUAGCUCCCCCCGUCGAGGUCAGUUCCCAGCGGUCGGACUCAUCCAAAAAGAGGAAGGAACCUGAGACUUCCUCGCCUCUUCGCGAGAAGAGCCGAGCUCGGACUAGUUCGUCUGGAGACGAGCGAAGUAAGCCUAGCUCGAAGGAUAGGGGUCCUUCCUCAGAGAGGAGAUCUAAGGAGUCCGGGGAUUCCUCUGGCAGGCCGCCUUCGAAGGAACGUCGUUCCUCCCCCCGAGUUCCCCCUGCGUCCCCAGCCGAUCUGAUGAGGAGUUACACCCGGCCAGGAGUUCGGGUUCCGGCGUUUGCGGACAUGUCCGAACUCAACCGUGCGAACUUCUUCCGCUUCGCGGACAAGAUUGGCGAGCUAAUGAUCGAGUUCAACUCCUCGGUGGCGUCUUAUGAAGAUCAGCUGUUUGCAUCUCCUUCAUCUUCCGAGGUGAGCCUCCUCCGGGAAAAGAUUGCUGACCUGGAAGCCCAGGUGAAGGAGUACGCCAGGUUAGAGGCCGAGAAUGCUGCUACUGUGGAGAAAGCCGAACAAAUCCGGGCUCGGAUGAAGAGAGCCGAGGUACAGGUGCUUGACCUCGGAAUUGCCAAUGAGGACCUCCGAGACAAGCUGAAGAAGGCGGGGGACCUUUACUACGAAGCCGCGGAGGAUGCCAAGGCAGCAAGGAGUAGAUUGCACGAGAUCGAGCUUCGCAAUCAGCUACUCGAGGCUGGAAACAGCUGCGAGAUUGAGAGGGUGCGAAGGGAGGAAAGACAGGCAAUGAGGCGGACUCUCCGUCCUCUGGUCGAGGAGGUGAAGGUCACCUUCGAAGAGAGGGAGAAGCUAGCCCCGCUUCAGAUCCGAGCUGCCGAGAUUAGGGCUAACCGGAUGCUGGUCGAAGAGAUCUCUAGAGGCGAGAUCCAAGACAUGGAGGCCGAGCUCGGACUCCUAAAAACUGACGAGGAGGAAGCUGACGAGAAGGUUUCAAAGGUAACUCCCCGUGAACUCGACCUCGCUGCAUUCUCAAACCUUUUGGCGGAUACGCCCGAUCUCUUAUGCAACGAGCACCCGCUUAACGUCACAAUCGACGAAUCCGGCACUAACCUCGGGCAACUCUCGACUCAGGGGAUGGACGACUACCUGGCGACCACUAGGUCGGAAGGGGAGCUAGCGGAGUUGGGCUUGGCCCUUUCCGAGGCGGCGUCUGAUCCAGCCCCUCCGAAUCAAUAG
Molecule: messenger RNA, 2175 nt
Organism: Camelina sativa (false flax)
Lineage: Eukaryota; Viridiplantae; Streptophyta; Magnoliopsida; Brassicales; Brassicaceae
Source: RefSeq, a predicted model, not a curated record